ACCCCGGAAGACAACACUAUCAGGGACGAUUUUAGGAUUACAUUCGUGACUAAGCAUGAUACUGCCCUGGGCUUAAACCCCGGAAGACAACACCAUCAGGGGCGUAAGAAGCUCUAAACCGCCUCUCACACUACGCGACACGACACCCAUCAUAUUCCACAUAGAUGUUUUUGGUAUCACCGUUUGUUCCAAAAACCCCAUGUCUGUGUGCAUCCCGCCUCCCUGCGCUCUCAAAUAGAUGGUGCAAGUCAAAAUGUCCAAAUCGUCCGCAGACCCACUGUCUGGUGUCGAAACAGGCUCACAGUCUCACAAUUUUCAGCUGCCAAGGAAGUUGCCAAAGAGGAAGAGUCGUUUCAAACGUUCAGAUGACAGCACAUCCUCUGACACCACCUCCAGCUUCAUCAAAAGACAGGGGUCGGCUGAUUCGUACACCAGUCGACCGUCGGAUUCCGACCUGUCAGCAGAGGAGGACCGCGAGGCGUAUCGGCGCGAAGCCGAGCGCCAGGCCCAGCUCCAGCUCGACAGAGCCAAAUCUAAAGCUGUAGCGUUUGCUGUAAAGACCAAUGUGAGUUACUGUGGGGCUCUAGAUGAGGACUGUCCAGUUCAAGGAGCUGCAAUAAACUUUGAAGCCAAAGACUUCCUCCACAUUAAGGAGAAGUACAAUAAUGAUUGGUGGAUUGGUCGUCUGGUGAAGGAGGGUGCAGACAUCACCUUCAUCCCCAGCCCUCUACGCCUUGAGGCUAUGAGACUCAAACACGAGCAGAAACAAAGGAAAUCCGGGGGGAACUCUACUAGCCUGGGUGACAUGGUGCCAGGGAACUGGAGGACCACGCCGCCAUCUGGUGACAAACUGAAGCAAAAGCAGGAACACAUUCCUCCAUACGAUGUGGUCCCGUCUAUGCGGCCAGUGGUGUUAGUGGGGCCGUCGCUAAAAGGCUAUGAGGUAACGGACAUGAUGCAGAAAGCUCUGUUUGACUUCCUCAAACACAGGUUUGAUGGAAGAAUAUCAAUCACACGUGUCACGGCAGACCUUUCUCUAGCUAAGAGAUCUGUCCUCAACAAGAGACCCAUCAUGGAGAGAUCUAACACACGCUCCAGUCUGGCUGAGGUGCAGAGUGAGAUAGAAAGGAUAUUUGAGCUGGCCAAAACCCUUCAGCUGGUGGUUCUGGAUGCAGACACCAUCAACCACCCAGCCCAGCUCGCCAAGACUUCCCUGGCCCCUAUCAUCGUGUAUGUCAAAGUUUCCUCACCGAAGGUGCUCCAGAGGUUGAUCAAGUCCCGGGGGAAGUCACAGAGUAAACACCUGAAUGUGCAGAUGAUGGCUGGGGACAAGCUGUCUCAAUGCCCCCCUGAUAUGUUUGAUGUCAUUUUGGAUGAGAACCAGUUGGAGGAUGCAUGUGAGCACUUGGCUGAAUACCUUGAGGUCUACUGGCGCGCCACUCAUCUUCCCAGCCCCACCCUCAUCAACCCGCUAUUGGAAGAGGACCAUGUGACCCCGCCCACAACUAUCUCCAGUCUACAGAAUAAGAACCAGUCCCCAGCUCAGCAUGGUAAUGUGGGGGAGAAGAGGAGAUGGGGGGACGAGGCCCAUUCCCCACUGGAGCAAGACAGCCUGAUGCCAUCAGAAGAAGGAAGUGACUCCCUGUCCCGUGGCCUCCGAGGGGGCCCACAUGUACAGAAAGGCGAAGAGGAUGAGGAGGAGGAGCUGGUGGAGGAGUUAGAAGAGGAACUGGACGAGGAGGACGAGGAAGAGUUUGAGUCGCCCUGCAACACCCAAACCUACAGGUACCCCCCUCAGCGCGGACACCAUGGGGGCAUCCACAGCGCCAACGGGCACGAGUCCCAAGACAAGCUGCUGCAGCGUGACGCCCAGCAGGGGCACAAUGAGCGCAACAAUCGCCAACGCAGCCGCCCUUGGCCCCGAGACAACUACUGACAUUUCUUACGUACCCCAACCCCCCCCCCCCCUUGGCCCCGAGACAACUACUGACAUGUCUUACGUACCCCAACCCCCCCCUACUCCUCUGGCCCUGAGACAACUACUGACAUGUCUUACGUACCCCAACCCCCCCCUACUCCUCUGGCCCUGAGACAACUACUGACAUGUCUUACGUACCCCAACCCCCCCCUACUCCUCUGGCCCUGAGACAACUACUGACAUGUCUUACGUACCCCAACCCCCCCCUACUCCUCUGGCCCU
Molecule: messenger RNA, 2200 nt
Organism: Esox lucius (northern pike)
Lineage: Eukaryota; Metazoa; Chordata; Actinopteri; Esociformes; Esocidae
Gene: cacnb3a
Product: calcium channel, voltage-dependent, beta 3a
Exons: 15
Coding region: 239-1936 (565 amino acids)
Biological process (GO): regulation of voltage-gated calcium channel activity; neuromuscular junction development; chemical synaptic transmission
Cellular component (GO): voltage-gated calcium channel complex
Molecular function (GO): protein binding; high voltage-gated calcium channel activity
Source: RefSeq, a predicted model, not a curated record